This is a messenger RNA of Rubroshorea leprosula, 699 nucleotides long. The record is from the annotation of a GenBank genome assembly. Lineage: Eukaryota; Viridiplantae; Streptophyta; Magnoliopsida; Malvales; Dipterocarpaceae.
AGACGAAGCAGACUCCACUACUGCGGCUUCACCUUCCUUCCUCCUUGCCCUCACAGAGUCACUAGUAAUGGCGGACGUUGAAGCAGAUGUUGCUGCACCAGGGCAGCCGAAGAAGAGAACGUUCAAGAAGUUCAGUUUCAGAGGGGUCGAUUUGGAUGCCCUUUUGGACAUGUCUACGGAUGAGCUCGUCAAGCUUUUCCAUGCUCGCGCUCGGAGAAGGUUCCAGAGAGGUUUGAAGAGGAAGCCAAUGGCUCUGAUUAAGAAGCUCCGCAAGGCUAAACGGGAGGCUCCACCUGGUGAGAAGCCCGAGCCAGUUAGGACUCAUCUCCGCAACAUGAUCAUAGUUCCAGAAAUGAUUGGCAGUAUUAUUGGAGUUUACAAUGGAAAGACCUUUAAUCAAGUUGAGAUCAAGCCUGAGAUGAUUGGUCAUUAUCUUGCUGAAUUCUCUAUCUCCUACAAACCAGUUAAGCAUGGAAGGCCUGGUAUUGGUGCUACCCAUUCGUCCAGGUUUAUACCCCUCAAGUGAAGGUUAAGCAUAUUUCAUGGGAUGCUUUUGUUAUCUGAUAUGAAUUUUGAUCAGAUGUUUGGAGGCUUGUUGCUUACUUGAGUUCAGAUGUCUAGACAUAUAUUUAGCUGAGUUGUUUUAUUUGCUUGGGAUUGGAUGUUGAUGAUGAUUAAUGUGAUAAUCUAUGGUUAAAA